Ostrinia furnacalis (Asian corn borer) is the source of this 804-nucleotide messenger RNA. It is a transcript of the gene RpL9, whose product is annotated as ribosomal protein L9. The coding region runs from base 210 to 782 and encodes 190 amino acids. Gene Ontology annotation, molecular function: rRNA binding; structural constituent of ribosome. The record is from RefSeq and is a predicted model, not a curated record. Gene Ontology annotation, biological process: cytoplasmic translation. The transcript has 3 exons. Gene Ontology annotation, cellular component: ribosome; cytosolic large ribosomal subunit. Lineage: Eukaryota; Metazoa; Arthropoda; Insecta; Lepidoptera; Crambidae.
UCUGAACGGAAUCUUGAUUUCGAUCAUUUUUAUUUACUGGCAACAUUUCUCAGCCUUUUCCGGCUUCUUGUGUCAAAGAAAGUAGGUGAUUUUGUUUUGAAAAAAUCCAUGUUAAUCGUAUGAAAAUAGUAAAAUAUUGAUGAUUUAGUUACUACACAGUGCGAUUGAUAUUGUUUCACUACAGUGUUAAUUUAUAUUUCUGCCUCACCAUGAAGCAAAUCGUUGCUAACCAAAAGGUGAAGAUCCCUGAUGGGCUCACAGUUCACGUUAAGUCGCGGCUGGUGACAGUGAAAGGCCCGCGCGGUGUAUUGAAAAGGAACUUCAAGCACUUGGCUGUGGACAUUCGCAUGGUGAACCCACGGCUCCUCAAAGUAGAGAAAUGGUUCGGCUCAAAAAAAGAGCUCGCUGCUGUCAGGACAGUCUGCUCACACGUUGAAAACAUGAUCAAAGGUGUGACCAAGGGUUUCCAGUACAAGAUGCGUGCAGUAUACGCUCACUUCCCCAUCAACUGUGUAACCACUGAAGGCAACUCAAUCAUUGAAAUCCGUAACUUCCUUGGUGAGAAAUACAUCAGGAGGGUAAAGAUGGCACCUGGUGUGACCGUUGUCAACUCACCCAAACAAAAAGAUGAGCUGAUCAUCGAAGGAAACUCAUUGGAAGAUGUCUCCAGCUCUGCAGCUCUCAUCCAACAGUCAACCACCGUCAAGAACAAGGAUAUCCGAAAAUUCUUAGACGGUCUUUAUGUUUCUGAAAAAACAACUGUUGUUAUGGAUGAAAUAUAAGGAAUUUUGAUAACAUCUUAAA